Sycon ciliatum is the source of this 928-nucleotide messenger RNA. RefSeq lists its product as uncharacterized. Bases 317 to 928 code for a protein of 203 amino acids. Gene Ontology annotation, molecular function: calcium ion binding. NCBI's taxonomy places the organism in Eukaryota, Metazoa, Porifera, Calcarea, Leucosolenida, Sycettidae. The transcript has 8 exons. The record is from RefSeq and is a predicted model, not a curated record.
GUCUGAAAAUCAGCUAAGAAGCUUGCCUGCACAUGUAUUUGACAGUCUUCAAGCACUGGUUGUUCUCUCUCUGCACAACAACUCCUUGUCGUUGGACCAUAGACUCUGCGCGUUGGAGGUGGCGGAACGUACAAUCAGUGAACCGUCAUCUUUUGAAAUCGAUUCAGAAGUCCGGCAUUACCUCGACAGCAGCAAGGCAGCCUCCUUUUGCUCCAGUUCUUGUGAGAAUGUACCUGGAGAAGAGCAAUCCUGUCCCCCUACCUGGAAGUGCACUGGUACUGUAUCCAGCUAUACCUGUGUGGAUCGGUACUUUAAUAUGUUUGCAUGCCGUGGAUUCAAUGUCAGCUUCAAUGCGUACCCGAGAGCCGCUAGAUCUGAAUUUCUUGAUCGACACGUAAAGAAGGUUUUGUUCAGGGCUGAUGUCAAGAAAGCGGGAAUCCUGUAUAAUACUGAAACUCAGGGAAAUGAGACCACCGAUCAAAUGGUGACAGCUGAUGGCUUUGUUUGUGCAAAGGAUGUAGAUGAGUGUCAAAUGCCAACAUCUUGCCCCAUGGGCUUUGCUUGCAUCAACACCAAGGGCAGUUAUAGAUGUAAAGAUGGAAAGAAAUCGUUCAACCUUUCAUGUGGCGGAUUCAUUGUCAGCUUCCAUUCGUAUCCACGGGUGAACGCUUCACAUGUCUCUAGCAAAUGCCAAACAACAGUACGGCCACCUUUAAGGCUGGACCUACUUGAGCACAUUUUAAAAGUGAAUAAAUGCUACCAGGGUGCAAGAACUAAACUUCUUGAGGGACAAGUAAGGAAUGUUUGGCUGAAAGGUACUGACAUGACCAUGGUCAGGUACAAUCUUGAAAUGCAAGAAGUUGACAGGUCUGUCAUUCAGCCCUAUCCAACCGCGGAUGGCUUUAUUUGUGGGAAAGGUAAGCCUUGA